CGAUAGAGAUGAGCGAGGAUGGCAAAUAGCAAAUAGCGACAACAUCUUCCUCCUUGUCUUCACUCUUUUACUCCUCCAAACACCCACUACUUGCCCUUUCUAGCUAUCAAUCGAAGCCGGUUGCUAGCUGCUGCCCUGCUCGUACCGAUAGCCAUGUCGUUCGACCAAGGCGACGACGAUUUCGGCCUGUACGCAUCUCCUUCACGAAUAAGACAAUACGAAGACGACAAUGACGACCACGACGACGCUUAUGGAGGAGGAGGUGAUUAUGAUCAAGAGGACGAAGAAUUUGGUAUGGCCGAGGAGGAUCAGGAGGAUGAUAUGGAUGACGAGCUAGACGAGGACGGUGACGAGAUGGACGGGGUUAUCCAGACACCAAGCCGGAAAGGCCGAGGAACACCUCGAGGGCGGAGCGAGUCGACCGCACCUCAUACUCAAGGUUCUCCUGCCUCUACACCCGGUCGGAGAAAGCUCGGAACCCCAGCUUCGGGUCGACGAGGUCGAAAGACUCCCAAUAAGAAACGCCCCGUCGCCGAGCUGCAGGCGGAAUGGCUGGAAAAGAUGAUGGACCCGGAAGCUGCAGGGUAUAUCAAGCCGACCGCAGCGGAUGCCUAUUUCGUCGCUGCGGCACGACCUAAACGGAAACGAGUCGCCGAGACCGAAGCAGACGAUGAUCAGAAGGAGGGUUCGGAUGGCGCUGGCAAGACAAGAGGGGAAGGAAAGGGGAUGCUGGGGACGCCCCGGGGAAAGAAGGGAAAAGGCAAAGAGGAGAUCGUUCGACCUACCAGGACCGAGAUCGAGUCUUGCCUUUGCACCUACCACCGAUCUCAGAUGGACGACUGGCACUCGCUCCUCCAAUCCGGCUUCAAUCUCAUCUGCCACGGGUACGGCUCGAAACGUCUCCUCCUGAACGAGUUUGCCGAUACCCACCUGUCCCAACGCGGCAACGUCAUCCUCGCCCACGGUCUCUACCCAGGUCUGACGAUCAAGGACGUCCUCGUCGAGAUCGAAGAGACUUUUCCUCUGAUCCGCCAGACACCUGUCCCCGACGAACCCGGUCUUACCAGAGCGAUCGACAAGCUGGCUUACCGUAUCUAUACGUAUUUCCUCCCUCCCUCGGCUCUUCCUACACCAUCUCCGUUCAAAGUGGCCGAGCGACCAUUAUAUCUGGUCUUGCACAACAUCGACGGCCCAGGACUCCGUACCGAACGUUCCCUCGCGCUCCUCGGCCUUCUAGCCUCAUCCCCACGCAUACACUUGAUCACCUCCUUCGACCACGUACACACGCCCAUCCUCUUCCCCUCAUCGCAAACGACCGCCCCACCUCACACCUACCCACCGAACAGCUGGGACGGCCACAUCCAACCUUCUCGCGGUUUCAACUGGGCGUGGUUAGAAACCCCCACUUACGCGGCGUACGACGUCGAACUACAGUACGUCCGUCAGACAGCUGCGAUCACCGGUAAAGGGUUCGCCGGGAUGGACAUGGACGACAACGAUGGUACCCAUGCAGGGGAAGUCACCGAAGAAGGUGUCUUGCGGAUCCUCCAAUCCGUACCUCCUAUGGCUCGACGUCUGUUCAAGCUCUUGGCUACCAGACAACUCGCAGCGUUACCCGGGGAUAUCAGAUCGGCCAAGGCUUACCCCGUCGCCAAUGCCGCUACGGCUCCCGUAUUCGCUAUCGACAGCGACAUUUUGCAAAAACUCGCCAAAGACCGGUUCAUCGCGAGGGAAGAAGAACGGUUCACCUCCCAGCUCACCGAGUACAAAGAUCACGGGGUCAUCGUGGAACACAUCUUGGACCCGGAAAACCGUCCGGGUCGAUGGUUAUGGAUCCCGCUGAGCAAGGACGUGCUCAACAGGGUGCUCGCGACGAUGCAGGACGUAGAGGCAUAAAAGAUCGGCGAUAUAAGCUCGUGCGAUUGUUCUUUGG
Molecule: messenger RNA, 1933 nt
Organism: Filobasidium floriforme
Lineage: Eukaryota; Fungi; Basidiomycota; Tremellomycetes; Filobasidiales; Filobasidiaceae
Product: DNA replication origin binding protein
Exons: 1
Coding region: 154-1896 (580 amino acids)
Biological process (GO): DNA replication
Cellular component (GO): nucleus; nuclear origin of replication recognition complex
Molecular function (GO): DNA replication origin binding
Source: RefSeq, a predicted model, not a curated record